Molecule: messenger RNA, 201 nt
Organism: Dibothriocephalus latus
Lineage: Eukaryota; Metazoa; Platyhelminthes; Cestoda; Diphyllobothriidea; Diphyllobothriidae
Source: the annotation of a GenBank genome assembly
AUGUACGUUUAUUUUUUCGUGUGUUUUUCGUCUGUCAGCGUUCUCAUUGGUGCCGACGGCAGUCUAAAGAUCUCCGACUUUGGUGUGGCCAAGGAAUUCACCGAAAACUCCACCAAAAUGUCCUUCGCUGGAACGGUGGCCUGGAUGGCGCCUGAAAUUAUGCGCAACGAUCCCUGCUCCUUCAAAGUGGACGUCUGGUAA